UUUCUCUUUCCCACCCAUCUUCACCAUUAGGACAUCCCGACGUACGCACACUCUAAACGCCAUGGCUGCCAAUGUUCCGGGCAUCAUUUGGAGCGCCCUCAGGGCCCUCAAUCUCAACGAAGUGACCAGAGAUACCACAGCCCAGCAGUCCUCGAGUGAAUCCGGUGACAGGCCUUACGAGCCCAGCCUUGUUGACAUCGCCUUGGUCAAGGCAAUGCUCAUUCGGGCAAAGAAGCUGCCUCCCGACCUCGUCGAUGCCGUAUUAGACAUGGCCGAAUACUGGGCUCACUCAACGACGCGGCUGGAUGAACGCAUCGGCAUCCUUGGUGGCAACGAGGAGAGGGAAAACAGAUUUCUGGCACGGUUGCAGCUUCGGUCAUAUCCCCUCGGCCUGGUGGACGCCGGAGUCCGUCAAAACGCAAACGACCAGCCAUAUACCACUACCCUUCCUACACCUCGGCCUCUGGGCAAAGCUCUCGACGCCAGCUUCUUCGCCAAGUCAGCCAAGUAUCCUGUGCCACGCCUCGCUCAUCCCGCGCGAAAGAUCGUCUUCAGGAUCAGAAGUCAAGAUCAAGGAUACGUGAGCAAUCCAGAGGACGCCAAGGAGCCUUACUCCAAGUCAUGGACCUGGUUCGACGUCGGACUCGAGAGGUUUGAUGCUGAUGGCGCAAAUGAUGGAUCCGUACCUUCGGUCAACUCACUUCGGCCUGUCCAGCCCCCAAUUCGACAGACUUCCUCUGACCCGGUUGGCUAUAACUACACUCAUCAGCUGCUGCACUCUGCAGAGUGGGAAAUCCAGAGGAACCAGACGGCCCUCAAGAAGUGGCAAGAUCACGUCAUCACAUGGUCCUACCUCGACGAUAUUGAUCCUGAUUCUGAGGCGGGGAAGGCUCUCGAAGAAAAGGGCAGAGGGCGCGCCACGGGGAAUGGAAAGUUCGUGAGAGAGUUGCAGGUGGGUGACGUGAUUACGGUCUGGGGUAAAGCUCGGUUCCCCGGAUGGUGCAACAGGGUCGAGUCUGUCCAGAUUGAUGUGUAUUGGGCGGUGUGA
Messenger RNA from Trichoderma reesei QM6a, 1048 nucleotides. RefSeq lists its product as uncharacterized. The transcript has 3 exons. The coding region runs from base 62 to 1048 and encodes 328 amino acids. The record is from RefSeq and is a predicted model, not a curated record. NCBI's taxonomy places the organism in Eukaryota, Fungi, Ascomycota, Sordariomycetes, Hypocreales, Hypocreaceae.